Molecule: messenger RNA, 510 nt
Organism: Alternaria atra
Lineage: Eukaryota; Fungi; Ascomycota; Dothideomycetes; Pleosporales; Pleosporaceae
Exons: 1
Coding region: 1-510 (169 amino acids)
Source: RefSeq, a predicted model, not a curated record
AUGACGUCUCUCUUCCCACAUCCUCAAUACGCCGAAGACCAACCAUACGCACGCAGCAUCCUCUACUUACAUGUUAUGCGUGCUUCAGCCAUGUCCUUCUCCUUCUUUUCGCUUUUCCAGUUCCCAAUCUCCGUGGUCGCGGCACGUUCUCGCAAAUCACCAGUCGACUACAACGUAGUCUUAUCUCGCACACUCAAGACAGCUGGUCGCGGCCUCGUUCUAGGCACGGCAGCUGGUGCAGUCAUGACGUGGGGGCGCAUGAGAGGCCGACAGGAGGUAGAGUGGAAAGAUAGGUCUUGGAGAAUACUGGAAAACGAUGGCGAAGUGAAGACAGAUUGGGUCACGUUGGGCGCGGCUGCUGGAGGAGCUGUUGGGGCGUUGUUCGCUGCACGGACUGGUACGCUACCUUUAAGUAUGGGCAAUGCCAUGCUUGGAGGAGCUGGUGUUGGUAUGGCUGGUGGAGUACCGUACAUGAUCGCGUCAUUCGCGUUGGGAAGGAAUCCUGCUUAG